Messenger RNA from Clunio marinus, 273 nucleotides. The record is from the annotation of a GenBank genome assembly. NCBI's taxonomy places the organism in Eukaryota, Metazoa, Arthropoda, Insecta, Diptera, Chironomidae.
AUGAUAUCAAACGAAGACGACUUUCUUUCCCAAGAAAGAAAAAAAGAAAACACCAAUUUCAGGAAACAUGAAGGUUCCGAAUUGGUCGACAAAACAAAAGUCAACUUUUCAUCUCACUUCAUGACAAAAAAUACAUCGUCUACAAACUUUUUUAUGAUGAGUAAACUUUUAAUUAAUGGAAGCGAAAUGAAAGUUCGAAAAAUAAUGAAGCACAUCUUCAACUUCAAUGAAUCAUUUGAAACUUGGAGAUCAGAUUUGUCAGUUCUUGCAUAA